Strigops habroptila (Kakapo) is the source of this 3105-nucleotide messenger RNA. RefSeq names its product G protein-coupled receptor 75 (gene GPR75). Bases 1 to 1611 code for a protein of 536 amino acids. Gene Ontology annotation, molecular function: C-C chemokine receptor activity. Gene Ontology annotation, biological process: G protein-coupled receptor signaling pathway. The transcript has a single exon. NCBI's taxonomy places the organism in Eukaryota, Metazoa, Chordata, Aves, Psittaciformes, Psittacidae. Gene Ontology annotation, cellular component: membrane. The record is from RefSeq and is a predicted model, not a curated record.
AUGUCGGGGGCAGCCCUGAGGGAGCGGCGGCGGCGGCGGCGGCGCGGUGCGGGCCGCGGAGAGGCGGCGAUGAACGCGUCGGGGCGGCUGCCGGCGGCGGGCGAGGAGGAGCCGGCGGCGGCCGCGCUGCUGCCGCUGGGCGGGAACGGCAGCGCGGGCGGCGGCGCGGCGGAGCUGCGGGGGGGCACCCACGGCGCCACGGUGGCGGCCUGCGCCUCGCUGCUGGCGCUCGUCUUCUGCCUGGGCUCGUACGGGAACCUCAUCGUGCUGCUGUCCUUCUUCGACCCGGCGCUCCGCAAAUUCCGCACCAACUUCGACUUCAUGAUCCUCAACCUCUCCUUCUGCGACCUGUUCAUCUGCGGCGUGGCCGCCCCCAUGUUCGCCUUCGUCCUCUUCUUCGACUCGGCUCGCGGCGUCCCCGGCACCUUCUGCUUCACCUUCCACCUCACCAGCUCCGGCUUCAUCAUCAUGUCGCUCAAGACGGUGGCGGUCAUCGCGCUGCACCGGCUGCGCAUGGUGCUGGGCAAGCAGCCGCACCGCGCCGCCUCCUUCCCCUGCACGCUGCUGCUCACGCUGCUGCUCUGGGCCACCAGCUUCACGCUGGCCACGCUCGCCACCCUCAAAACGCGCCGCUCCCGCCUCUGCCUGCCCAUGUCCAGCUUCGCCAGCCGCGAGGGCAAGGUCAUCCUCUACCUCUACGUCACCGACUUCAUCUGCUGCGUGGCCGUGGUGUCCGUGUCCUACGUGAUGAUCGCGCAGGCGCUGCGGCGCAACGCACGUGUGCGGCGGUGCCCGCCCGGGGACGGCUGCAGGCCACAGCCCUUCGCGGGGCCGCCGGGCACCGUGCCCGCGCUGUACCGGAACCAGGGCCACGGCCACGCCGCGCACCUCGGCCCCGCACGGCUGCAGGCGUCCGCCAUCAACCUGGCGACGGGCAAAGACUCGCGCGCAGUGGUGACGUGCGUGGUGAUCGUGCUGUCGGUGCUGGUGUGCUGCCUUCCGCUGGGCAUCUCGCUGGUGCAGGACACGCUGUCGGGCAGCGGUGGGUUUGUUCUCUACCAGUUUGAGCUGUGCGGGUUCACCCUCAUCUUCUUCAAGUCAGGGUUGAAUCCGUUCAUCUACUCCCGCAACAGCGCGGGGCUGCGGAGGCGAGUGCUCUGGUGCCUGCAGUACGUAGCGCUGGUCUUUUUCUGCUGCAAGCAGAAGACCAGGCUUCGAGCCAUGGGCAAAGGCAGCCUGGAAGUCAACAGGAACAAGUCGUCGCACCAUGAGACCAAUUCGGCGUACAUGCUGUCUCCCAAACCUCAGAAGAAGCUCGUGGACCAAGCAUGCGGCCCCAGUCACUCCAAGGAGAGCGUGCUGAGCCCCAAGGCUUCCAUCGGGCAUCAGCACUACGCGCAGAGCAGCUCGACCCCCAUGAACACCCGGAUCGAGCCCUAUUACAGCAUCUAUAACAGCAGCCCCUCGCAGGAGGUGAGCACCCCGAACAGCCUGCAGCCCGUGAACUCCACCUUCGGCUUCACCAAGUCCUACAUUGCCAUGCACUACCGCGCCAGCGACCGGGACUGCGGCAGCGCGGCGGCCCGGCACAUACCGGUGCCCUCCGUGUAGCUGGGCAAGGGGAUUGUGCUGAACUGUGCUGCUGGUAAAGGAGAACACCACUAAUGUUAAUAUCCAGUGUUUGCAUCUGAAGCGAAUGCUGGGAUAUUGCUCCGUGACUCUUUGUUUCAAAAGGGCAGUGUUUGAGAUGUGUAUUUGGAGCUGUAACAUGAGGGUGUGUUUGUUACUGAAUGAGGAAAGAGUAAGAGUUACAACUACGUGAUGCUCUGCAGCAUGAGGCAGAGUGUCUCAGAGAACAGCCUGAGGCUGCACCACAAGUAUUACCCCUUAAAUUGCAAACUUGGCCUAUUUUCAUAAAGGAAGAGCUGAGAGGAUGUUUGGUAUUUAUGAUACUCGAGUUUAAACUCUUCCCAUUGCAGGAGGUUGAAGGAAUGGUUGGUGUUUUGUAGCAAGCGUCAGUAAUAACAAAAGGCCUUUCAAUUCAGGGUGAAAUCCUGGUUCCUUUGAGGUGAAUGGCAGAAUUCCAUGAACUUCAUCUGAAGUUCAGGAUUUCAGUCCUGGCUUCCUAAAGCAGGACAAGGCAUUUUACAACCAGUGUUACAUUGCCACUGAGGAGGGACUUUGGAGGUUGGUCACACUGUAACAAGCCUCUGAAGAAUAUGUAUUAAUAUCUGAUGUACAUUUAUUUUAAGGCUGGGUGGCAUUAUGCACCCCAAAAUAAGCUAUUUGGAGAAGUAUUUUACAUCCAGUAGAAAUAUCUGUGCAAUACCUAAUGAUGGGAUUUACGUGAGGAUAAAGAUGAAUAUUGCAAUAUUAUAGUGCUGAUACACUGCGAGUAACGCGGUCACCUCUGGAAUGUCCUAAUCCAUAAGCUGUGAUGCAGACAGCAGUGCUGCUGGCUGGAGUUUUUGUGUGUAAAAGCAGGAAUUGGGGGGAUUUGGCUGUGAUAUUCCUGACAGGUAGAACUGACACCUCCACUAACGUUUUAGAACCAGAAUGACCACAGGACAGCUACGAAUCGUUAAGGUUUUCUUAAGUCUAACGUCACUUUGAUUUAAAGAUGAACAAUCCACCUACCUACAGACUCCAUCUACACAGUGAGCAAAUAAGGUUACUUCCGUAUUUUUUAUAAACCCAACCGUUUGUGUUGUGUCACUUGUGGUGGGAAUUCCUUGGGAAACUGAAUGGUUCGGAGGCAUUGAAAUUCCUGAUAGUUACUGCUUUAAGUGGCCAAAUAUUCACCUUUCGACUUCUAUGGACUUGAUCUGAGCCUUAGUAUCACCAAACUAAUCGUGCCACAGACUCUGGUGCCUCGGUGUAGGAAAAUGCCACAUUUCAGUGAUGGAAAGAAACAAACCCCAUUGCCAUGUGUGAGUCGUCACGGGUUCAGGCUCUUUGUUACUAAACUGCUUUCAAGGGUUCCUUGGAAGACAGUUGCGUUAUGAACUCUGUCCUUUGGUAACACUCUGGAUUUUAAUGAGUUUUGAAUAAUUCAAGACAGCUUUCUUCUUGCAAUAAAAUGGAUGUGAACAACUUUCUAAUACA